AAGCACGUUCUUCUCGCUCUGAUUCUCGACAGCUGGGGAGAGAGAGAUUCACUCAGCCUCGUCAGUCGUCAUUGUAUUGUAGCGUCCAAAAUUGAAAUUCUAAAAUAUACCAAUACUAUGAACCGCUUCACCCCAGUCUUCCAGUUCAUCCGUGCCGUAUUGUAGAUCUGCAUCAGAUUCCUGUUCGACUUCCAAACAACUUCUCUCGCUUUCUCUCUCUGAGUGCUGCAGUUUCGAAAGUGAGAUAUCGAGGAAUUUCUGUUUACUGCGGAAGGAUGAGGGGAGCUGUGCUUGUUGCUAUUGCCGCUUCAAUUGGCAACUUGCUGCAAGGCUGGGAUAACGCAACAAUUGCAGGGGCUGUUCUCUACAUCAAGAGAGAGUUUAAUUUGCAAUCUGAACCAACCAUCGAAGGGCUAAUUGUGGCUAUGUCCCUCAUUGGCGCCACAAUUAUUACAACUUUCUCUGGACCUGUAUCAGAUUCCCUUGGACGACGUCCAAUGCUGAUAAUCUCAUCUGUGCUUUAUUUCCUUAGCAGUCUGGUAAUGUUAUGGUCCCCAAACGUCUAUGUUCUACUUGUCGCAAGGCUAAUGGAUGGGUUCGGAAUUGGUCUUGCUGUUACUCUUGUUCCUGUUUAUAUAUCUGAGACAGCCCCUCCCGAAAUAAGGGGAUCGUUAAAUACGCUCCCGCAAUUCACUGGGUCUGCUGGCAUGUUUUUGUCAUAUUGCAUGGUCUUUAGAAUGUCACUGAUGAAUUCACCGAAGUGGCGGUUGAUGCUCGGGGUUCUUUCCAUUCCUUCUCUUGUUUAUUUUGCUUUAACAGUAAUGUUCUUGCCUGAAUCUCCUCGAUGGUUGGUGAGUAAAGGGAAGAUGGCGGAGGCUAAGCAGGUUUUACAGAGACUAUGUGGCAGGGAAGAUGUCUCAGCUGAAAUGGCUUUGCUAGUCGAAGGUCUGGGCAAAGGAGGUGAGACAUCUUUAGAAGAGUAUGUCAUUGCCCCAGUCAAUGAGCUCACUGACAGCCAGGAGCAUGAUCAGCAGAGAGACAAUAUCAGGUUAUAUGGUGCAGAGGAAGGCGUCUCAUGGAUUGCACAACCUGUCACUGGUCAGAGCACCCUUGGUUUAGCAUCCCGACAUGGGAGUGUGGUAAACCGGAGCAGCAAAUCUUUUAUUGAUCCUAUGGUCACUCUCUUCGGAAGUAUUCAUGAGAAAAUGCCUGAGAUGGGAAGCAGACGAAGCAUGUUAUUUCCUACCUUUGGCAGCAUGUUCAAUGUAGCAGAGCAAAGUCGGAAUGAACAAUGGGAUGUAGAAAGCCUCCAUAGAGAUGGUGAGCAUCAAAUAUCUGAUGAUUCUGGGGUUGAGUCAGAUGACAACAUACAUAGCCCAUUGUUAUCACGUCAUGGUACAAAUGUGGAAAAGGACAUGGGAGUUCCUGUCUCUAAUGGCAGUGUAUUGAGCACGAGACUCCAAAGCAGUAUGAUGCAAGGAGGUGCUGGUGAGACAGUCAGUGGCAUGGACAUUGGUGGUGGUUGGCAGCUGGCAUAUACAUGGUCUGAGGGGAAAGUUGAAGAUGGAAAAAAGUCAGAACUUAAAAGGAUCUAUUUGCACCAAGAGAAUGCCCCUGGAUCUCGUCAUGGGUCCAUUUUAUCACUUCCCGGUGGUGAUGCCAUUGCAGAAGGCGAACUCAUACAUGCUUCUGCUUUGGUAAGUCAAUCUGCUCUUUAUUCCAAAGAACUUAUUGGCCUUCUCCCGAUUGAACCAGAGAUGGUUCAGCCAUCCCAAACUGCUGUGAAAAGGCCAAGUUGGGCUGAUCUUUUUGAGCCUGGCGUCAAGCACGCAUUAAUUGUUGGUGUAGGAAUUCAGAUACUUCAGCAGUUUUCUGGCAUAAAUGGGGUUCUGUACUAUACUCCUCAAAUUCUUGAGCAAGCAGGUGUUGGAAUUCUUCUGUCCAAUAUGGGCCUUCGUUCUGACUCUGCAUCUCUGCUUAUAAGUGCUUUUACAACUUUGUUGAUGCUUCCAAGCAUAGGUAUUGCUAUGAGACUAAUGGAUAUUGCAGGCAGAAGGCGGCUGUUGCUAUCUACAUUACCUGUCUUGCUAUUUUCACUUGUCAUACUGGUUAUCGGCAACGUUGUUGACAUGGGUUCUGUCAUCCACGCUAUAAUCUCAACCGGUAGCGUCAUUGUCUACUUCUGCUGUUUUGUCAUGGGCUUUGGACCAAUUCCCAACAUCCUCUGCUCGGAAAUCUUUCCGACCCGUGUCCGUGGCCUCUGCAUUGCCAUAUGUGCCCUAACAUUCUGGUUUGGAGACAUCACCAUCACUUACACACUCCCUGUCAUGCUCAGUUCCAUGGGCCUCGGGGGAGUGUUCGGAAUGUACGCUGUUGUGUGCACAAUUGCAUGGGUGUUUGUUUUUCUGAAGGUUCCUGAAACAAAGGGAAUGCCCCUUGAAGUCAUCACAGAGUUCUUUGCUCUUGGUGCAAAGCAAACCGCUGUUCCUGCAUAAAACUGACAGCGAUAAGAGUAUUAAAGUUUUGGCCGGCCUCGUUUCUUGACGAUACAAGUUGCAAACUAUGUCGACGAGAUACUGGCAAUAUGAAAGGUGGGUUGCAGCUGAAAAACAAGGUCAUGGAGAUCAUCUGGCAAGAAGAAUAUUAAGACUUUCAGGACAGGACAGGGCAUAUAUCGGGUUUUCUUUUCUUUUCUUUUUCUGUUUUAAGUAAUUAAAGGGCCAAAUCGCGGGGUUUUCAUGUAGCCCUGACAUGCACUUUGUAGCUGCCUUUGAUUGUGAUGGAUUUUGUUCUUUGAUGUUUGA
Molecule: messenger RNA, 2804 nt
Organism: Diospyros lotus (date-plum)
Lineage: Eukaryota; Viridiplantae; Streptophyta; Magnoliopsida; Ericales; Ebenaceae
Product: monosaccharide-sensing protein 2-like
Exons: 6
Coding region: 276-2495 (739 amino acids)
Biological process (GO): transmembrane transport
Cellular component (GO): membrane
Molecular function (GO): myo-inositol:proton symporter activity
Source: RefSeq, a predicted model, not a curated record